Messenger RNA from Xenopus laevis (African clawed frog), 3031 nucleotides. RefSeq names its product heat shock 70 kDa protein-like. The transcript has 2 exons. Bases 511 to 2454 code for a protein of 647 amino acids. The record is from RefSeq and is a predicted model, not a curated record. NCBI's taxonomy places the organism in Eukaryota, Metazoa, Chordata, Amphibia, Anura, Pipidae.
UAUCUAUGUCACCUGAGAAAACUACUCUCCGACAUCUAUACCGCUCUAGAAAUAUCCAUUACGUUCAGCCAGCGCUAACCGACUAGCAGCUCAUUCAACCUUCCUUUCACAGUUACACAGUUUCUCUCCAGAAAGCUCGCGAAUCUUCCGCGAUUGUGACUAACUCAGCAACUGUGACACUGCCGGAAAGCUCGCGAAAGCUCUUCGGGUGAUCUCAUAGGCAAAACUGGUUGCUGAUUGGCUAACGAAAUGGAAGCCUCGGGAAACUUCGGGUCGGUUGCUAAGGUGACCGUGGCUGGCGUGGCGUGUACUGUGCCUUGAUUGGCUAAUCUGUUCUCAGAGUUCUGUAUAAAUACAGCGGGUUUAAAGCGAUGUGGAAGUAGGAGAAUCUAAGCAGAUACUUGUGAGAUCUGACAGAGAAGAGCAACUGCACAGCGAUACUUGCUGGGCAAAGACGCAGCUGCGCAUAUUCUAGCGAAAAGCGUGAAGCAAACUGUAAGGAGAGCAAAUAUGGCAACCAAAGGAGUCGCAGUCGGCAUUGACCUCGGCACUACCUACUCUUGCGUUGGUGUUUUCCAGCAUGGUAAAGUAGAGAUCAUCGCUAAUGACCAAGGGAAUCGCACCACUCCCAGCUAUGUGGCUUUCACAGACACAGAAAGGCUGAUUGGCGAUGCAGCCAAGAAUCAAGUGGCCAUGAACCCCCAGAAUACAGUGUUUGAUGCCAAGAGACUGAUCGGGAGAAAGUUCAAUGAUCCUGUAGUGCAGUGUGACUUGAAGCACUGGCCGUUCCAAGUGGUGAGCGAUGAGGGGAAGCCUAAGGUCAAAGUGGAGUAUAAAGGAGAAGAGAAAAGCUUCUUCCCUGAGGAGAUCUCCUCUAUGGUGCUUACAAAGAUGAAAGAGACAGCAGAAGCUUACCUGGGCCACCCUGUUACCAAUGCUGUUAUCACUGUGCCAGCCUACUUUAAUGAUUCCCAGAGACAGGCCACCAAGGAUGCCGGUGUCAUUGCAGGACUGAAUAUUUUGAGAAUCAUCAAUGAGCCGACAGCAGCUGCUAUUGCUUAUGGCUUAGACAAAGGAGCCAGAGGGGAGCAAAAUGUGCUUAUUUUUGAUUUGGGAGGAGGAACAUUUGAUGUCUCCAUCCUUACUAUCGAUGAUGGCAUCUUUGAAGUGAAGGCAACAGCCGGCGACACUCAUCUGGGUGGAGAAGACUUUGACAAUCGUAUGGUGAAUCACUUUGUUGAGGAAUUCAAGCGAAAACACAAGAAGGAUUUCAGUCAGAACAAAAGAGCUCUAAGGAGGCUGAGAACAGCCUGUGAGAGAGCAAAGCGCACCCUGUCAUCCAGCAGCCAGGCAAGCAUUGAAAUUGACUCCCUCUUUGAAGGUAUUGACUUCUACACAGCCAUCACCAGGGCCCGCUUUGAAGAACUGUGCUCUGACCUCUUCAGGGGUACCUUGGAACCUGUGGAAAAGGCUCUGAGAGAUGCCAAGUUAGACAAAUCUCAGAUACACGAGAUUGUCCUUGUGGGGGGUUCCACACGCAUUCCUAAAGUGCAAAAGCUGCUUCAAGACUUCUUUAAUGGCAGAGAGCUAAACAAGAGCAUAAAUCCUGAUGAAGCUGUGGCAUAUGGAGCUGCUGUACAGGCUGCCAUCCUAAUGGGUGACAAAUCAGAAAAUGUGCAAGAUUUACUUCUGUUGGAUGUUGCACCUCUGUCACUGGGCUUGGAGACAGCAGGAGGAGUAAUGACUGUGCUCAUCAAGCGCAACACAACAAUCCCAACCAAACAGACACAGACCUUCACCACAUACUCUGACAAUCAGCCUGGGGUGCUUAUCCAGGUGUUUGAGGGAGAGAGGGCUAUGACCAAAGACAAUAACCUUUUGGGGAAAUUUGAGUUAAGUGGAAUCUCCCCUGCUCCCAGAGGAGUACCUCAGAUUGAAGUCACCUUUGACAUUGAUGCUAAUGGCAUACUAAAUGUGUCUGCUGUGGAAAAGAGCUCUGGCAAACAGAAUAAGAUCACAAUCACAAAUGACAAAGGGCGGCUGAGUAAAGAGGACAUUGAAAAGAUGGUACAGGAGGCAGAAAAGUACAAGGCUGAUGAUGAUGCUCAAAGAGAAAGGGUUGAUGCCAAAAACGCACUAGAAUCCUAUGCAUUCAACUUAAAAAGUAUGGUGGAAGAUGAAAACGUGAAAGGCAAGAUUAGUGAUGAAGACAAGAGAACAAUUUCAGAAAAGUGCACCCGGGUAAUUUCCUGGCUGGAGAAUAAUCAGCUGGCUGAGAAAGAAGAGUAUGCCUUCCAGCAGAAAGAUCUAGAGAAAGCAUGCCAGCCCAUUAUUACAAAACUGUAUCAAGGUGGUGUGCCAGGAGGUAUGCCAGGAUGCAUGCCAGGUUCUAGCUGUGGUGCUCAGGCCCGACAAGGUGGCAACUCGGGUCCAACUAUAGAAGAAGUUGAUUAAGAACUUUCCAGGUGAAUACUAAUUUUUAUAUAUUGUCACUGUUACUCCAUUAUUGCAAUAUAUUAAACACAUCAUUUGAAACAUUUAAUUUAUACUGCAAUUUGCAUAGCAUCUGCUAAAAUUAUAAAAGCGGAAAUAUUAUCUUUUAUUUAGUACUUGUAUGUGUUCUAGAAAUGAAACUCAAUUUUAUCUCCAUGUUAAGGAAUGCCAAUUCUCCUAUAGAAUACAGUAUAAAAUGCCAUCUCAGUUGGUCACCACAAUAAUCUGUUUGAUUUUGUUUGUACUGUAUUAUUUUGUAAUAUAGUUUACUUCUGUUUUUAAGAAACAGCUUUUGUCCUGAAAGUGUAUUUUAUAUGUAUUAUAGCAGACAUUUAAAAUAAAGGAAAGUGGUGCACUGUUCCUUUUGUAAAGCUGAACAUUCAAAAUUAUUUUCAUGGAAUUUGCCUGUAUUUUUCUUGUAAUUUUUGUAAAUAUACCUUGCCUUUUUUGAAGUUAUUUCCUCUAUUUAAUGCAGAGUAUUCUCAUGUUUAAGUGUCACAUCAACCCUUAUUUUUGUAUCAAUAAAAACUAAAAUUGA